AUGAUGUCUUUACACCGCAUCUGCCUUGCCGUCCUGGCCGUCGUUCCGUGCGCUACAAUAGCCGCCGAGAUAUGUGCCGGGAUAACAUGUCGCUCUCCGCAUCUAGGAUACGAUGGGGCGUUGCGGCAUCCAAAUGCGACGGGAAAUUUUACGGUGGAUGCGUUCUUAUUUGAUUCUGCAGAUGCUGGCCGAAAAGUGGUAAGGGAUGGUCGCGAUCAUGACCUUGACCAUGAGCAUGGCGACGACGACCACGACGACGACGACGACGACAGGGACCGUGAUGACUACGAUGAUGAUGGCGAUGAGGAGGAUUGGACCUGGUAUACGCGUUUAAUGGACGUAAAUGUUUCGGAGACUGAGAAUAUUGUCCACCAGAGCUUUGAGCUGUACGGUCGAUUGCGGAUUGAUCGCGGCCAUGAUGGCCAUGAUGAUAUUGCAGUACCAAGGAACGUUUGUGCAGUGGUUUUGCAGCCGGUAGACAAAAAGAGUGAGAACGAGGACGGUGAUUGUUCAAGUGUAUUCCGGGAUGAUAAGAUCCGUGAAAUGGAAGAUGAGCUGAGGAGUGCGGUGGGAAGGGUGCAUGGACGGGGCCUCAACAAAUCACCUUGUGGAGAGGUGAGGGGUUUCAAUUUUGACAUAGCUGGAGAUAUAUUAUCCUCGAACAACAUCACCAGUGACAUUAGAGAUCGACGCCUCAUCGCCCAAUACCUCUUCAUCCAGUCUUCGGAUCCUCACAGCCGGGACGACGCGGGGUCAUAUAUUGCCACGUUGAACAAGAUAACACCCAUUUUCCUGCUCUCCUACCCUUCUUCACUACCGACACGGAGCUGGCCUAGUGGUGAUAUGUCAGACCUGAUUCAGACGAGGUUAACGUGUGUGUGGGCGCGAGAUAUUGCAAAAGGGAGCCCCGGCCCGGACCCGGGGCCAGGCCGCGGUGACGGUGACACUGGCGGAGAUAAGGGUGGAGCAAUGAGAUUGGGAAGUGGUGAAGGAGCAAAGUGGACACUUAUAUUAGCCGGGCUUGGGUGGUUUGUUUCAUGGCACUAUUUUUAA
This is a messenger RNA of Coccidioides immitis RS, 1053 nucleotides long. RefSeq lists its product as uncharacterized. NCBI's taxonomy places the organism in Eukaryota, Fungi, Ascomycota, Eurotiomycetes, Onygenales, Onygenaceae. The transcript has 2 exons. The record is from RefSeq and is a predicted model, not a curated record. Bases 1 to 1053 code for a protein of 350 amino acids.